Molecule: messenger RNA, 3284 nt
Organism: Mauremys mutica (yellowpond turtle)
Lineage: Eukaryota; Metazoa; Chordata; Testudines; Geoemydidae
Gene: YY1
Product: YY1 transcription factor
Exons: 5
Coding region: 328-1587 (419 amino acids)
Biological process (GO): regulation of transcription by RNA polymerase II
Cellular component (GO): PcG protein complex; transcription regulator complex
Molecular function (GO): DNA-binding transcription factor activity, RNA polymerase II-specific; RNA polymerase II cis-regulatory region sequence-specific DNA binding
Source: RefSeq, a predicted model, not a curated record
GUAGGCUGUCAGGGUUGAAGGGGCGUGUCCCCGGUGCUAGGCGCGGUAUGAUAGGCUGCUUAGCGGGAGGGGGUGACUCCCGGCGGCAGCAGCCUCCAGGGGCUGAGGUCCGUCUCGGCGGUAGCGGCGGAAGUCUCGCGAGGGAGCGUAGCCGGGAUUUGGCGGCUGGCUGCCUCCCUCUCGCUGGCUGCGAGGAGCUGCCUGGUGUUUGUGUGGAAGGGGGAGGAGGAGAAGGAAGGGAAGCGAGAGGAGCCCGAGCCCCGUCUCCUGCCCGCCGAGGGGAGCGGACCGGACCCCCCGCCCGCUCGUCCCCUCCCUCGCCCCGCCAUGGCCUCGGGAGACACCCUGUACAUCGCCACGGACGGCUCGGAGAUGCCGGCCGAGAUCGUGGAGCUGCACGAGAUCGAGGUGGAGACCAUCCCGGUGGAGACCAUCGAGACGACCGUGGUGGGCGGCGAGGAGGACGAGGACGAGGAGGACGAGGAUGAAUGCUGCGAGGAGUGCGGCCCGCACCACCCGCCCCAUCACUAUCACCACCACCACCAGCCCAUGAUCGCGCUGCAGCCGCUCGUCUCGGACGGAGACCCCAGCGGAGCAGGCGGCGGCGCGGGUGGCGGCGGCGGGGGGCAGCUCCACCUGCACCAUCACCAGGAGGUGAUCCUGGUGCAGACCCGCGAGGAGGUGGUGGGGGGAGACGACUCGGACGGGCUGCGGGCCGACGACGGUUUCGAGGACCAGAUCCUCAUCCCGGUGCCGGCCCCCGCCGGGGAGGACGAGUAUAUCGAGCAGACCCUGGUCACCGUGGCCGCCGCCGGUAGCAAGAGUGGUGGGGGUGGCGGCUCGUCCUCGGCCGGAGGCCGCGUCAAGAAGGGCGGCAGCGGAAAGAAGAGCAGCAAGAAGAGUUACCUGAGCGGGGGAGGCGGCGGUGGGGCCGAAGGCGGCGGAGGCAGGAAAUGGGAGCAGAAGCAGGUGCAGAUCAAGACCCUGGAGGGGGAGUUCUCGGUCACCAUGUGGGCCUCGGAUGAUAAAAAAGACAUCGACCAUGAAACAGUGGUGGAAGAACAGAUCAUUGGCGAGAACUCUCCACCUGAUUACUCAGAGUACAUGACAGGAAAGAAACUUCCUCCUGGAGGAAUACCUGGCAUUGACCUUUCAGACCCCAAGCAGCUAGCUGAAUUUGCUAGAAUGAAGCCACGAAAAAUUAAAGAAGAUGAUGCUCCAAGAACGAUAGCAUGUCCUCACAAAGGCUGCACAAAAAUGUUCAGGGACAACUCUGCUAUGAGGAAGCAUCUUCACACUCAUGGUCCUCGAGUACACGUAUGUGCAGAAUGCGGCAAGGCCUUUGUGGAGAGUUCCAAGCUAAAGCGACAUCAGCUAGUUCAUACUGGAGAGAAGCCCUUUCAGUGCACGUUUGAAGGAUGUGGAAAGCGAUUUUCACUGGACUUCAAUUUACGCACACAUGUGCGAAUUCACACUGGCGACAGGCCCUAUGUGUGCCCGUUUGACGGCUGUAAUAAGAAGUUCGCUCAAUCAACUAACCUGAAAUCUCACAUCUUAACACAUGCUAAGGCCAAAAACAACCAGUGAAAGUAAGCGAGAAGAAAGCUCUUGAACUCUCAAAGCAUCUUACAGGAGUAUGGGAAUAAAUAUGCCUCCCCUUUGUAUAUUGUUUCUAGGAAAGAAUUUUAAAAAAAGAACCCUACCCACCUAAAGGACAUGUUUUGAUAAAGUAGUUAAAUAAAUAAAAACUUUAAGAUGACGUUGCUAAGAUGCUCUACCUUGCUCUGUAAUCCAGUUUCAAGAACACGGUGUUUUGUAAAGUGUGCUCCCAACAGGAGGGGACAAUUGAUGAACUUGCAUCAAAAAGACAAUUCUUUAUACAACAGUGCUAAAAUUGGACUUCUUUUCACAUUCUUAUAAAUAUGAAGCUCACCUGUUGCUUACAAUUUUUUUAAUUUUGUAUUUUCCAAGUGUGCAUAUUGUACACUUUUUGGGGAUAUGCUUAGUAAUGCUAUGUGUGAUUUUUCUGGAGGUUGAUAACUUUGCUUGCAGUAGAUUUUCUUUAAAAGAAUGGGCAGUUACAUGCAUACUUCAAAAGUAUUUUCCUGUAAAGAAAAAAGUUAUAUAGGUUUUGUUUGCUAUCUUAAUUUUGGUUGUAUUCUUUGAUGUUAACACAUUUUUGUAUAAUUGUAUCGUAUAGCUGUAAUGAAAUCAUGUAGUACCAAUAUUAGAUGUGAUUUAAUAGUGUUAAUCAAUUUAAACCCAUUUUAGUCACUUUUUUUGGAAAAAUACUGCCAGAUGCUGAUGUUCAGUGUAAUUUCUCUUUGCCUGUUCAGUUACGGAAAGUGGUGCUCAGUUGUAGAAUGUAUUGUACAGGCACUGACCUUUUAUUAACACCUGAUAUGUACAUCCCAUGUAAUAGAAAGGACAACAAUAAAACAGUGGUCCUAAAGAAAGAGUAUGGCAGAAGAUGAUCUGUAAGCACAGUCUAUUUUCUUUUUUUGUCCAGAAUAAUUAUAGUUCUUGAACCUCCCAGAAAUUGGAAGCUUAAAUAAAACUCAAGUUUCCUUUACUUUUGCAUUCAAUUACAAUGAUUUUUGAUUAAGUAAUACAUCUGUGGCAAAACAUAAUAUACCGAAGGUGGUAAUUUUAGUCAGAAUUGGUGACAGUAAUCCUGGGUUUGGGAGUGACUUGGACUCCUAUUAACUGGAAUAAUGGAGUUGGAAACAGUAUUUUCAGCACCCACAGCCAGCCAAUCGGUAGAACAACACAGUGUCUAAAUUAAUUGUGCUUAGGGUAAGGAGUGGGUGGAGUGGAGGUGUGUGGGUUCCUGCUUCUUUACUUAGUCACAGUAAAGGUGGGUGAGUGGGGUCAAUGGUGACACCAAAAUAUUGAGCGAACCCUUUGUUUGAUUGGGCUUGCCUUCAGUUUUGGACCAGGUGCAGUAACCGGGAUCCUUGCUUGGAGCAAGGAACAAAGACCAUGAAAAUUUCCAAUAAGUUUUAACGUACACAACAUUCUCUUGAUGGUCUAAUCAGAAGUGAUUUCUAACACUUUGUUACAAAUGUUGAGUAAUAAAUCUGUGUGUACUGUAGUUAACAGUGAAAGAGUGACAAACACAAGAAUAUGCACAAAAAAUGCAUGUUUUAAAAGAAUGGCCAAAAAAAGGCUUAACGUUGUUCUAAACAGUGUCUGAUAGUAAAAUGUUUGUAGACAUCAAUCUCUGCAUCUGUGUUACAAGAAUAUAAUCCAUCAAACUUUACAAGAUUAAAAUUAGGUACCAA